AUGGCUUACUCUUCCUCACAAAGCGACAGGAUACUUUUCAAAAAAAAAAGUGAUGAUUAUAGCCAAUGUACACCAAUAUGGACAAUUUAUGCUUACAAAUAUGACAUUCAAAUGCAAUUAGCUGAAACAGAUCAAGAAAAGCAUCAAUUAACAACUAAUUUCUAUCAGGUUCUUCGAUUAGAAAAAAUGUAUAAUAUAACACAUUUAUUGCUUGUUUUUUGGAUUCCAACAACAAUUAUUGCAUUUUCAUAUAUGUUUGUCAUUUGUAAAUUUAAUUCGAUGAAACGACGAAAUUGGCAUACUGAUCGUCCUUCAUACAUUACUUAUAUUAUUUCACGUAUAUCACGGAAUAAACAGUAUGGCAAUUUAAAUGCUAGCUCAAGAAUAGCAAUGACAGCAGUUACGUCAACGUCAACGUCAACUAAUGCGCAUACAAUUUCAAUGGAAAAUAAUUCGCCGAUUGUUACGUUAGAUUCUUCUACUACUAUUGGUCCAUUAGUCUUACAAACAUUAUGUAAAGCUUCAAAGAUAGCUAAACGUCAAGCAGCAUUGACACUUAUUGCAUAUUUAAUUUUAUGGUCACCGUACAAUAUGCUAGCAAUGAUGAAUACAUUAACAAUGCCAACAGAAAAUGACGGAGUUUUCAUGGAUACAUUAAAUUUUUUAAAUGCGCUAAUUGUUUUUAAUCCAGUCGUUAAUCCUAUAAUUUAUGGCCUUUUUUAG
Brugia malayi is the source of this 723-nucleotide messenger RNA. RefSeq lists its product as uncharacterized. Bases 1 to 723 code for a protein of 240 amino acids. The transcript is spliced from 6 exons. Gene Ontology annotation, molecular function: peptide binding; G protein-coupled peptide receptor activity. Lineage: Eukaryota; Metazoa; Nematoda; Chromadorea; Rhabditida; Onchocercidae. Gene Ontology annotation, cellular component: membrane. Gene Ontology annotation, biological process: neuropeptide signaling pathway. The record is from RefSeq and is a predicted model, not a curated record.